Messenger RNA from Triticum turgidum subsp. durum (durum wheat), 1203 nucleotides. Lineage: Eukaryota; Viridiplantae; Streptophyta; Magnoliopsida; Poales; Poaceae. The record is from the annotation of a GenBank genome assembly.
AUGUUCCAACUCCGAGCGCGUGACCUCUCUUUCCUCGUCCACUCACCACCCUGUCUCCCCGCUCCCCGCGUCUCUCCCCUCUUCGCCCUUCGCCGCAACCUCUCCGCCACCACAUCCGCUUCACCAGGCCCUUUCGCCGCCGAGGACUACCUGGUCGCCACCUGCGGCGUUCCCCGCGCGCAAGCCGUCAAGGCAGCGAAGAAGAUAUCCCACCUGAAGUCCUCCUCGAAGCCCGACGCGGUCGUCGCCUUCCUCUCCGGCCUCGGCGUCCCCCGCUCCGACAUCGCCGCCAUCGUCGCCGUCGACCCGUGGUUCCUCUGCGCCAGCGUGGAGAGGACCCUGGCGCCCCGAGUCACCGAGCUGAGGGAGCUCGGCCUCUCGCGCUCCGAGGUCGCGCGCCUCAUCCCGCUCGCCCUGUGCUCCUUCCGCAGCAGCUCCCUCAGGGGCAACCUCGACUUCUGGCUCUCGGUCUUCGGCUCCUACGAGAAGCUCCUCAAGGCCCUCAAGAUGAACUCCGGCCUCCUCGCCGCCGACCUCGAGAAGGUGGCCAAGCCGAAUCUGGCCCUCCUCCAGCAAUGCGGGCUAAGUCCCUCUGUCUUCUCGGAGCCCUUCAUUUCCCGGGUGCUCAUCAGGACCCCCAAGAAAGUCCAGGACGCUUUGGUGCACAUUGACAAGUUUGGGGUGUCGCAGAACUCGCGGAUGUUCCUCUACGCGCUUGUGGCGUUCACUGUGCAGAGUCCGGAGAAGCUCACCGACAAAAUCGGAGUCCUGGAGACGCUUGGUUGGUCGCAGGGUGAUGUGCUGCUAGCUGUGAAGACGAUGCCGGGUAUCCUGACCAUAUCCGAGGAGAGGCUGCAGAAAAAUGUGCAUUUCCUCACAAAGGUUGCUGGGCUGGAGAUAUCUUACAUUGCUCAAAGACCGGUGCUGCUCAAGUAUAGCCUUGAGCGCCGUUUGUUUCCUAGUUUCUUGGCAGGUUCGUGCAUCCUUACAAGGAGAGGCUUCCAGGCCUUGCUGAUGUUUAUGCUUCAAGCUGUGCUGGGAAACUACACAUGGAGUUGCUAUCAGAGAACACAAAACAAAACUAGAGAAUCUACCUUACCUGUCCUGGGUGAGUACCAUAGGAUGGAAAAUGUUAAGGUUUGUCAUCCCCCUUGGUCCAUUGCUCAAGUUCUGUGCAGUUUUUCUGGAAGUGAUCCUCUAUAG